ACGACUUUUCAGCUUCCCCUCAAUUAAAACGUCAAAUCCUAAAUCUAGUUUUUUACUCAAUUUCAAAUUAGCAAUCAUGUCUGAGCCUGACGCAAAGCGUGCCAAAACUGAUGGCGACCACCCCUACGAGCUCACCUACUGGCCACUUAUGCCGGGCCGUGGCGAGUUUGUUCGCCUCCUCUUUGAAGAUACAAACACGCCGUUUACGGACUACUCCAAACUCCCUCCCCAAGAAGCCGUUGCCAGGGUCACUGAGCUCGUCACAUUGACCAACAAUGGCGACGCUGCGAGCCCUCCCAUCUUUGCAGUGCCUGCCCUCCGCCACGGCCCAAACGUCUUGCUCAACCAGACACCAAACAUCUUGCAGUACAUUGCCCCGCGAGUUGGGCUCGCUGGCAAUGGCAGUGAAGUUGAUCUUUUGAACCUCAACGGCAUUGUUUUGACGCUUCUUGAUGGGUUCUCUAAUGAAGUGCAUGAGACGCACCAUCCGGUUGCUAGUUCACAGUACUACGAGGACCAGAAACCCGAAGCUAAGAAGCGUGCGGCAAACUAUGUUGACGAACGUCUGCCCAAGUUUCUGGGCUAUGUUCAGCGCGUUCUCAAUGGUGAGGCCAGUGGUGACGGACCAUGGCUUUAUGGCGGCCAGUGCACAUAUGCGGAUUUGGUCUUGUUCCAGUGUAUUCAUGGACUGUCGUAUGCAUUUCCCAAGUCCAUGGAAAAGGCACGAGCCAGUGGAAACUUAAAGGGUGUAUUUGAGCUCUACGAGGCUGUAGCGGAACGACCCAACAUCAAGGCUUACAUGGAGAGCGAUCGUCGUGUCGCCUACUCGGACGGUAUUUACCGCCACUAUCCAGAGCUUGAAGAGCAUGUUGGCGAAUCAGAUGAUGAGUAAUGUGUAGUUAAAAUUAUAAUAAUUAUUACAUUUGUUCUAUAUCUUACAAAGCAAUGGAUGGAAUCCUUGACUCCAUCGCAGGCCGCCCAUUAUAAUAAUCAUUAGCGCGAAGCCUGUGAUAACGCUUGCUGCGCCAUAUAUAUACGAAUGUUUCCUCCGUAAUGUAUGUAGCUCUGCCACCCAUGUAGACACGGUCGUUAAGCAUCCGCAGAGACCGUCCUCCAAGCCCUGCAUGACUUGACAGGUUAUAACACCUCCGGCCGGGACGUGGGCUACAUCCCAGCCAAUUGCUAAGAUGGCGGUGCCAAUAAUAUUGGCGGCAAAUGUGCCGAGUGGAAACGAGGGUCGCUUGGCGUUAAGAUACAUGGCUAGGUAGAACCGGCCAAGACAACCAAUAGGUGCAAAGACGAGAGCAAAUGUAAUUUGACCGCGCCAGUGAUCGUGAGGAGGGAAGAUGGACAGGAAAACGGCACCAAGCCAGCAGCCCCAUCCUAAUACCACAGCUACACGAUCCAAAAUUUUGCGUGUGAAGUGGAAUGGGAGAGAUGGGAGCAAACCUUCUGUUGCGGCUGCUAGAUGUGAGCCCAUGGUGUAUGCACCCAGAGACAGCGUGAUGUCUGUGACGAGGACGCCCAACAGCGCCAUGAAAGAAUAUCCACCGUUUCUAUGUGUAGUGAAUCCGCCACCUGGGACAGGUAAAUCAUUCGAAGCAGCCAGAAACACAUCUCUCAGAAACGUCGAAAAGCUUGUAAAGCUGCCACAAAAGCCAGUAGCAAGGCCAACAUAGAGCGGGAUCGUCUUCUUGGUUGCAAGAUGGGCCUUUUUCGCUGCGGAAAGGUCUUCGCCGUCCUUUCUUGCACGGAUAGCUUCGUCAUAGACGGCUCGGCCCCAUUCGUGUCUAAAUAGCAUUCGGUCUUCCGUCAAGAACCCCAUGAUGAAGCUGCCGCCGACAUUGGCCCAGACGGUGGUAAAGACCGGCGCGCCAGGAUACGAGGUCAGCGCCGUGAGGCCGACGCGGGCCAGGGUUCCGAAUAAAGAGAAUAGGACAAGAUAUGAUAGCGUGUAUAUUUUCGUGGCGAGUGCGGAAACGGUAUGCUGACUAGAGGCUUCGAGUAUGUUCGGGGGGUAGUGAUGGGGGUCGCGAUACUGUAGGUCUUCCAGAUUGGUGCGAGGCACAGCCUCUGAUGGAGUUGGAGCUUCUGGUUGCUUGUAGCUGUCCGGCAUGGCUGUGACCUCGCCGGAGGCCGUUUGCGCGUUUGGAGUGCUGUCGCUGCUCAUCGUCGGCGGUUGGCGCGUGUGUUGCGACGACGCGUCCAUGGAAUUCGGGUUGGUGAUGCGGUAGCUGGCGUAGCUUGCGUGAUUCCCGGCUUUUAUUUCGAUUGAGGCUUCAAGAGCCGUUUAUUGAUCCAUAUUCCUUUGUCUUCGAUGCUCGCUCUGGCUGUUUGCUCUCCUUGGCUUGCUGUACCGUGCUG
[Torrubiella] hemipterigena is the source of this 2364-nucleotide messenger RNA. NCBI's taxonomy places the organism in Eukaryota, Fungi, Ascomycota, Sordariomycetes, Hypocreales, Clavicipitaceae. The record is from the annotation of a GenBank genome assembly.